AUGAGAGAGAAGGAGCGCGGCGGCGUUCCCAUCCGUCCCUUCCAGAAGCUGCCCCCGCCCUUUGACCUAAACGAACACCACAACAUGCACAGGUCCCUCAAGAUACCAAUCGCCAUCUAUGAGAAGGAGCCGACCUCGCUGAUUGCCUAUGCCCUCAGCUCGCGGGAGUAUGCCCAGGAAUACUGGGCCCUGGUGGAGCGGAGACCAGUCAUCCUCCAGCCUACGGAGAGGUUACUGUCUCGCCCCUCCAGCCCCAAAGUUCCUAAGAAGCAGGAAGAUAUCUCGUUGCAGGAGUUGAGGAAGAAGGGGCCACUGAAUGCCAUGAAUGUGUUCUCUGGUCUCUCGGUUGCCUCUGAUCGACCUGAGCCUCACGACAGGUCCGGAGACGACUCAAGGUCGUACUACUACAGGCGUAUUGAGGCGGCUCUAUCGAGCAAGUCGAGUCACAGCUCGUCCAGUACUCCCAGCAAAUCCAGCCAGACCAACUCCUCCAGUUUCCCGGCUACAGACCAGUCGGCCCUCCAGGAGGACGGGGAGGGGUUCCGGUGGAACGCAACGGGGGAGCACGCCUCCACAUGGCUCGUCCUUAACGUAACGAAGAGUUUACUGAGUCCUUAUUGUAUUACAGAGUUCACGGCUCCUGAUCGUACAUCGAGCAUCUUCUGCAAGGUUUACUUUGCGGAGGAGUUUCAGCAUCUCAGGGAACUGGUGUUCCCCAGCGGUGAAGACAGGUUCAUCCGGUCGCUCUCUCGGUGUGUCAAGUUUGAUGCAAAGGGCGGGAAAUCAAGGUCCACUUUCUGUAAAGUCAUUGACGAUAGGUUCAUUAUGAAACAGAUCAAGGCCGUGGAGAUAUCGUCUUUUGAGCAAAUUGCUCCUCUUUACUUUGACCACAUCACCAGUGCACUGGAGAGCAAGCGACCGCUAGCACUGGCCAAGAUUCUUGGCGCCUACACAAUAGGCUACAGGAACACGAGGACAGGCAACUCCAAGAGACUAGACGUCAUUGUAAUGGAGAACCUUCUCUAUGGCAGGAAAUCCAGCAAGGUGUUUGACCUGAAGGGCUCCAUGAGGAGUAGAUACAUUGACCCCAGCAAGGACAGCAGCAACGACGUUCUACUGGACGAAAACUUCCUCAAUCACAUCUGCUACUCUCCAGUCUACGUGUAUCCUCACUCAAAAGCAGUCCUCAUGAGAGCCAUUGACGAAGACACGAGGUUCCUGGCAGAGAACGCCAUCAUGGACUACUCCCUACUCACCUGCAUCGAUGACCAGACCGGGGAACUGGUGGUGGGGAUCAUUGGUGAGAGGUCUAUUAGUAAUGGUGUGGUAGGAGAGAGAGCGAGAACUGGUGGUGGGAAUCAUUGGUGAGAGGUCUAUUAGUAAUGGUGUGGUAGGAGAGAGAGUGAGAACUGGUGGUGGGAAUCAUUGGUGAGAGGUCUAUUAGUAAUGGUGUGGUAGGAGAGAGAGUGAGAACUGGUGGUGGGAAUCAUUGGUGAGAG
Molecule: messenger RNA, 1499 nt
Organism: Geodia barretti
Lineage: Eukaryota; Metazoa; Porifera; Demospongiae; Tetractinellida; Geodiidae
Source: the annotation of a GenBank genome assembly